Messenger RNA from Dreissena polymorpha, 330 nucleotides. RefSeq names its product protein N-lysine methyltransferase METTL21D-like. The record is from RefSeq and is a predicted model, not a curated record. Gene Ontology annotation, biological process: peptidyl-lysine methylation. The transcript has 3 exons. Gene Ontology annotation, cellular component: cytosol; cytoplasm. NCBI's taxonomy places the organism in Eukaryota, Metazoa, Mollusca, Bivalvia, Myida, Dreissenidae. Gene Ontology annotation, molecular function: protein-lysine N-methyltransferase activity. The coding region runs from base 1 to 330 and encodes 109 amino acids.
AUGACGGGCAGUGCUAAGACUAUUAUGACUGACCUGGCAGAGUUUGUUCCAUUAAUUGAGUACAAUAUAGACUUCAACAAAACCUUGUUUCAAAUGGAAGCUUCAGCAAAAACUUUGAAAUGGGGUGAGCCAACGGUUGAUACACCAGAAUACAGAAAUAUAGAUGUGGUCAUUGUGGCUUACUGCAUUUACUACGAUGAGUCCCUGGAACCCCUGAUGAACACCAUGUAUGCCCUGUGUUCUAAAGACACGUGUGUAUACUGCUGUUAUGAGGAGCGGACCACAGGCAAAAAACCAGAGCUGCAGAGGAGAUUCAUGCAGGUGUAUUGA